AUUUAAUCCACCUCUUAAUACCAACAAUAUCAUGUCUCAAUUAUAGAAUCAAUGCAUAUCUAAUAACAUGACAAAAUAUAAAACAUAUGAAUAAAAUACCCACCGGAGAGAUGCUGAUUAUUAAUAUAUGCUGAUCGCUACAGAGUUGAACUUGGCUAUAACAACUUUUGCUCUGUACAGCCAAUCAAAGGAUGGAAAAAUGUCACUCUAAUCCUGGGCGGAUUAGAGUGACAUGGCAACACAUAGAGGCUGAAAUCUGAUUGGAUAACUAUUCUAAUAUCCACAUACACACACUAGAAGCAGUGCAACCAAUAAAAAUUCUAUGAAAUUAAUAAAAUAGACAAAUCCGAAUUUAGAUUGUAAAUGUAAGACAGUGCUUCUGAUAGUGUUUAGGCCAGCAAAGAACGCCUCGCUGACCCUGACCACCCACAACUGAUGAUAGGAUAUAGUCAAAGUGCAUCCUCCAAGACGAUCUGUUCUCUGACUCUGGUUGACUUCCACGUUGUUCUAAUCUCAAAACAGGAAAGGAAGUGUUUGGGUCUUGAUCAUUACUUUGUAAACCUGGGCGCUUGGCUUUCUAUAAUUACCCUACUUUAAACGCCUCAAUAUUAUAUGGUUGAUUGAUUUCAUCCUUUAGUUUGAACAUGUGAGAAAGUGACAUAGAAAAACAAACAAAUAAGAUUUUAAAAAACAUAAAAAUAAAGUUCAAUUAUGCAUAUUCGAAAAGGAGUAGGAAGAAAUUAAAUAUAUUUACUUCUGUCUCUAUCUCUACUUCCUUAUAUCCUAUAAAACUAUUACUUUAUAGAACAUCAAUACAGUAUUAUAAUAAAUGUUUAUCAAGGUUUCCACUCGGUCUGGUAAUGCUGUCUCAUGUAAAUCAAUUUAGGAUUUUACACACAUAGGCCUUCCUAAUUGAUGUUUUCAAAUGCUCCUGUUGUCUUUUUGUUUGGACAAAAUGUGACACCUACCUGAGUUAAAAGGGUCAAACUGUGUUUCGACUGCUUCAACUGCGUCGCCGUGGUUCACUGGUUCCUUCUUCAGGUAUGUGAAGUAUUUUCACAGUCAGGUAUGAGCGCUUGAACUCGACCCAAGUCACAUGACAGACCGCGUGGUCACGUCAUCGUUCAAGUUUCGGGAACCUUUUCUUCCUCCCUUGAAAAGCACCAGCCGUCCAAGUCCCGCCUCAUGUCCCCUCCUAUUGGUUAUUACAUGCUGAUACUGUAACCUGAUAGGCCAGAAGUAAAAUGAUGAAUUACGUCAAAUCCAAACCCCGCCCCUUUUCUCUAACCUGCCUAUGUGCAGUGUAAUUGACACUUCCCCCCCACCAACAACGAAUAAACGAGCGAAAGUUGUUGAAGUCGUGAAAUAAAACACAGGAGGUCCCGGGAGUUACGCGUUGGUGGUGAGUGUGUCGAAUGAAAAGGCGACGACUCGGCUUUGCCUUCUCAGACCCUGAGGAUGCCGACCGUGUCGAGUACAAGCGAAUCAUGACCUUUCGGAGGAUGGGUGGUGCUGGAGUUUGCACAACUCUUCCAAAACAAGAUAGAUUACGCGGAGUUGUAAAAUCACUCACAGUUGAUGCUGAGUGGGCGCAACGCUAAAAAGUCGAUGGAGUACAGUGAAAGAGAACUGUGCGGGACAGGGGAAGUGGAGCUCGAUCCCAACAUUGUCAGCGAGGAGGCGGGAAAGCUGUAUUCUGAACUACAGACAGUUAUUGAGGCCCAUGGCGAGGGUGUGGUGGAGUCCCUGGUACCCAUAUUUGUGUGGGUACUGGAGGGGCUGGCCAGCUGCAAAGCCCAGCUGAGAGAGAGGGAGGACGAGGCGGAGAGGGAGAGGGUUGAACGAGAGGACCUGCUGGAACGAUACCAGACUGAGAAGGCGCAGAGAAAAGAAAGUCAAGAGAGGUAUUUGGAGCUGGAUGACCAAAUUGAGCAGGAAAGGAGAGCAAUGAAAGGAAGGGAAAAGGAGCGAGAAUGCAGAGAGAGACACCUCGAGAAAAAAGCCAGGGAGCAAGCAGAUCAAUUGGCGGCCUUGGAGGAGCAGAAGUCGGCCCUGGGAAGAGAGCUGAGCACGCUGAGGCUUACACACAACAAGUUGGCACACUCAUAUCGGGAGCUACUGGAAAAGAGGAAGGACUCCGAAAGAGAUUCACCCCUGAGGAAUCACACACAGCCCAAAAAUGCUGAAGUCCCAUCCACCAAAGUCUUGCCAGACUCAAAUUCACAGAGCCCACACUCCAACUCUGGUACUCUUUGUUUGGAAGAUACAGAAGCCAAGGAGGAGAAGGUGAUGGAUAUUAUAAAGUCUGCCUCAGAUCAGUUUGUCAAUGAUAUCAUAAGCUCCACUCCUGAAUUGAGACAGUUCCACGGCUCCUUGGAUGAUGCAAGUACCCCAGCAAGAUCCAACACGGAAGCACCUCAGACCAGCUUGGAGGAUGAGCUCAAGGAGGGGAAGCUGGGAGAAGAAACAGAAGGAGAGAAGCAGGAAGAAUCCAGGGAGACCAAGGUGGAAGAGGAUGAGGAGCAGGAGAUGGACAGGGACAGCAUGGAAUGGGAACUACGCAACACAGACUCUGUUUUCUCUGAACUGUCGGAGCUAAGUCAGGAUUUUGUGGAGAGUGUGGACCAAGGGGCCAGCAUCAAAGGCAGUGCUGACCAGUUUGAGGAAAUUCUUUCUCAGUAUGAGGAAUUGAAAUGCACUCAUGAGUUGGUAGACGCUGCCCGCAAAGCUCUAAUAUCUCGGGUGAUGGAGCUGACGGACGACCGCUCUACUCUGAAACUGGAAGUGACCUCUCUCCGGGAAACGGUGUCACGAGUCGAAGGCCGGAUAAAGGAGAAAGAGGAGGAAAUUAAAAGACUCAGAGAAAAACUGGAGCGAUUUCAGUCGUCGGAUUCUGAAGCCUCAUUAGCCACAUCCAUGCGGCACUUCUCUCGCUCUGAAAUGGCUCGUGUGGUCAUGGAGAAGAACCAGUACAAACAGCGGCUGUUUGAACUGCAGGAGGCCAUUAGGCAAAGCCAGACACUCAGGGCAACAAAAGAAGAAAGGCUCACAGAGGAGAGAAGGUCAAGUGUUUGGGCAAAGUUCAAUCGCUUUUUUGGCCUGAGCAAACAACCGUUAAUCCUACCUCGAGCAACUUUAACAUCAGCCACACUUCCUCCUCUGCCGACGCCUCAACAGCGACAGGAAGUCACUCAAAGUCAGGCCGCAUCAUCUGUCGCUGCAGUUUUAUCACCUCGCGCCAGGAGGAGGGAACUCUACAGAGAAAUUCGCUCACACAUUUGGGGAACGCUAGGAAAACAUCAACUGCACGGCUGGAGCGUGCCUCUGGCUAACACUCAGGAAUCUCAGGAAGCCGUCCCUGAGCCCAAAGACGUGCCGGUCUUAACGCAACUCAGACUCUUGGACCAAAGAGACUGCACUGCAAAGCUGAACUGUGCAGUGGCAGUCCCACCUGAGAUCUCAGGAGAGGCCACCUGUUCUGUGUGGGUAGUUUCUGGCCCCGCCUCCAACAGUGGCAUCACAGUGAUUGAUCCCGCUCGAUCCAACACUGUCCUGGAUCAGUUCAGCCUCCCCCCCACAGCUCCUGCCCUCUGCAUCUGUGCUGUGCCCCCCGUCGGGGACUCUCCAGGAACUGUGUGGAUUGGAACUCAGGAAGGAAGUAUAGUGAUACAUUCGGCCUCUGCAGGCAGGGGGCGCUGUCUCCACUCAGUUUCCCUCUCUGAAAGCGUUCACUCACUCAAGUACUCCCAGGGUCAAGUUAUAGCUGGCUUAGGUGAUGGGACUUUGGCUUUCUUCUCAAGUAGUUCAGGUGGCUGGAACCUGCUGUCACAUUCAUUGAUGCCACUGGGCUCAAACCCCGUGCAGCCUAUUCGCUGCAGCCUUGCUAAAGGAGGACGCUUGUGGGUUGGAUAUUGGAACAGAGUCCAUGUGGUUGAUAUAAACAGGAGGAAGGUGGAGCACGUUUUUCCAGUCUCUGAGCGUAGUGAACAGCAGGUUCGUUUCCUUUGUGCUGGGGGAAGUGGCGUUUGGACAUCCUGCAGACUCGACUCCGUCCUCAGACUGUUUGACUGGUCCACUGGAAGGCCGCUACAGGAAGUGGAUUUUGCUGCCUUGGUUACCAAAUCAUUAGGCCACGUUUUCCUGACACUCUCGCCUCUUCAGAUCUCCUCUCUGGCUGUCAUCUCUGGCCGCCUGUGGGUUGGCACGGCGGGCGGGGCAAUUGUCUCCAUCCCCUUGUCGAUAACGUCUGAAGCGGUUUCCAUCCCGUAUUGCUCCGUUGCGGCCGCCCAACUGUGUUACCAUGGACACCGACAAGCUGUCCGUUUCAUCAUUGCUGCACCAGGUUGCUUGAUGACGACCACCGGCAGUAACGUGACAAGCUCUCAUCUUAUCCUCAGCGGGGGGGAGGGCUACAUCAACUUCCGCAUUGGAGACGACGAGAGCGACGUGUCAGUCGAGUUGUCCCAAGCGACGCCGCAGCGUUUCGAACGCAGUCACAUGAUCAUUUGGCAGAAUUCCACCAUGCCCGUGCCCAGCUCUGCCCUCUGACAUGUCCUGGAUACCACAGACUGUCAAAUCCUUUGACUACAUUCAUCCAAAAAGUAGCCUUGUGUGCCUUUGCCGCAGCCAGCUUUAUGCAAAUAUGUCCCAAUUCUGUUCCUUGUCUUUAUGCCUGAUACUUGAUAGCAUUAGUAAUGUUUUGAGUUUAACUGAGAUACACUUUAAUGCACACAUCUGCCAGAUCGUUGCAUCCAUGUGUAAUUUCAUGGUCGUUAUCUGUCCCCAAUUUUUGACUCGUGAAUGCAAAAGCAUCUUCUGUGUAUCUAUUUUCUUGUAAACUGGAAGCAGGGCAUCACUCAAUAUUCGGAUUUCUUUCACCUUUGUGCUUAAAGUACAUUGUGAAUGAAGUGCACAGUACUCCACAUUUUAAAAGUGUGCCAAUAUGGUAUGUAAGUACAUAUUUAUUUCUAUGAUCAUGUUCUUUGGAGCUUUGUUUUAAUGUUUUAAUAUCACCUCUAAAAAACUAGGGGUUCAUAAUUAUUCCAUGCAUCAUAUGCAAUAUGUAAGUGCAAUUAUGCACAUGAUUACAACAUGCAGGAACCAUGGAGAAUAUAAAAUUUAUCUUGUACAUAAAAAUAGUGAUUUAUUUCAUA
Molecule: messenger RNA, 5153 nt
Organism: Phycodurus eques (leafy seadragon)
Lineage: Eukaryota; Metazoa; Chordata; Actinopteri; Syngnathiformes; Syngnathidae
Product: C-Jun-amino-terminal kinase-interacting protein 4
Exons: 28
Coding region: 1579-4548 (989 amino acids)
Biological process (GO): vesicle-mediated transport
Cellular component (GO): cytoplasm
Molecular function (GO): kinesin binding; JUN kinase binding; MAP kinase scaffold activity
Source: RefSeq, a predicted model, not a curated record